CGACCUUCUCCCGGGUGUUCCAAAUCACCAUCAACAAACACUUGUUCAGAUAAUGUCUCGGUAAUCAAGCACCCCAAAGACGAAAUCUAAGAGACAAGCAAGUCAGACGAUAUGAAGUUGCUUCGAGCGUUGCAACCCGCCCUCAUUGGGCGCCAGGGCUUGGCGAGACUCCCAAGACCGCUCUCGAUACGAGCUGUACCUCGAGCCGCGGCACUCUGCGCUAGGCAAGACUACAGCACAUUCCAAGACGUUGAGAAACCACCCGACGGCACUCAUAUAGCCCGCCCCCGGGUGCAGACCGGCUCGCAACCGGGAGAGGCGAUAACAAUAACUUAUGGUGGCAAACCCGGGGGCAGCCCAAGGUCCUUCCGCAUGGGCUCCAUGUGGCUCCGGGACAAUUGCCGCUGCACUGAAUGUGUGAAUCAGGACACGAUGCAACGCGACCUUGACACCUUUGCUAUCCCGGAAGACAUCCACCCCACCAAGGUCAGCUCGGAAGAGUUGGGCGUCUCCGUGCUGUGGAGUGAUGGCCACAAGAGUCACUAUGACUGGGACUUCCUUGGGGCACAUACCAUAUAUCGUGAUCGUCUGCACAAGGAUGAGGAUGAUGGGUCACGGCGGGUGCUUUGGGGUGCUGAGGUGGCGAAGAACCCUCCGACAGUCGACUAUUCAUCUGUCAUGGCCAGUGAGGAUGGCGUCGCCGCAUUGACUAGCUACAUCAAACGUGUGGGCUUCGUGUUUGUCCAGAACACCCCGUACGACGACCCUGAGAAGACACGGGAGCUUCUCGAGCGCAUCGCCUUCAUCCGCAUCACGCACUACGGCGGCUUCUACGACUUUAUCCCGGACCUCGCCAUGGCCGACACGGCGUACACUAACCUGGCACUGCCCGCCCACACAGACACCACCUACUUCACCGAACCGGCCGGACUGCAGGCCUUCCACAUGCUCUCUCAUCAGCCUGCGCCGGGUGCCAGCGCUGGGGAAACAGACCUGGGCGGCCAGUCACUCCUCGUGGACGGGUUUAUGGCGGCGAAAGUCCUGAGAGAGGAAGACCCUGUCUCGUUCCGUAACUUGGCUCACGGUUCCGUGCCUUGGCACGCCAGCGGCAACAAAGGCAUAACGAUUGCGCCCGACAAGCUUUAUCCCGUGAUAGAACGUGCCCAAGGUUCGGAUGGUGUGCACAGGAUACGGUGGAACAACAGUGAUAGAGGCGUACAUCCCUUGGGGAUGCAGUGCAGCAGCGCCAAAUGGUACACGGCCGCCCGCAAGUGGAACGAGAUCCUGAAGAGGAAGGAGAUGGAGUACUGGUUCCAGCUGAAACCCGGCACCGUUCUGAUCUUUGACAACUGGCGGGUGCUCCACGGGAGAAGUGCGUUUACAGGAAUCAGGAGGAUCUGCGGAGGAUAUAUCAACAGAGACGACUUCAUCUCGCGAUGGAGGAACACGAACUACCCGCGGAAACAAAUCCUGCGGGAGGUCAUGGGGUUGUAGGCGGUGUUUAGCUUUCAAUUACUACUGGAAGUCUAACCGCAGUUUUGCGUCUGGUGUCACAGGCCAGGCAGGCAAGACAUUCCCCGCUCAGCAGC
Chaetomium strumarium is the source of this 1589-nucleotide messenger RNA. RefSeq names its product Trimethyllysine dioxygenase. Gene Ontology annotation, cellular component: mitochondrion. Gene Ontology annotation, molecular function: iron ion binding; trimethyllysine dioxygenase activity. The transcript has 10 exons. The coding region runs from base 112 to 1494 and encodes 460 amino acids. Gene Ontology annotation, biological process: carnitine biosynthetic process. The record is from RefSeq and is a predicted model, not a curated record. NCBI's taxonomy places the organism in Eukaryota, Fungi, Ascomycota, Sordariomycetes, Sordariales, Chaetomiaceae.